Messenger RNA from Helianthus annuus (common sunflower), 1231 nucleotides. RefSeq lists its product as uncharacterized. The record is from RefSeq and is a predicted model, not a curated record. The transcript is spliced from 4 exons. Bases 35 to 1129 code for a protein of 364 amino acids. NCBI's taxonomy places the organism in Eukaryota, Viridiplantae, Streptophyta, Magnoliopsida, Asterales, Asteraceae.
UGAGCCGCCCGCACAGAAGACUCAGGUUGAAGAAAUGGAGAAGACCGCACUCGCCGUCACACCAAUCUCCCAGAAAACACAGGAAGAGUACGAAUAUACAAUUAGACGUGGGCGGCUAAUACACGAUCUGGACCUUGGAAAGCCGAAAAUAAGACCGGAAAGACAAACAGAGUUGACCGAUGCUCUAAGGUCACCUUACGUGAAGCGGGCAGUGUCGAUUAAGGCAAAGCUUGAAAACGCUGAGCUCUCCGUCAGCUCAUACAUGUUUUCAGCCUGGGGUUCAAUGUGGGAUGUUGUCUUCAGAACUAAGAAAGGAGUGCCGGUGAUGAGAUCUCCGCUCGAAUCAUUAUUGCCGGGAAUCGAGGUGCACAUAUUGGUAAUAAGCGCGUGGGCGGAUUUGUUGAAUUACGAAGAAAAAUUCAAGCUAAAGGGAAGCAUCGCACGCCUGUUCUGUUCAGUCAAUAUGUUGAAUGAAGACGACUACAUUAAAAAUGCAAAAUCAAGAGCAAAAACGUUCGGAGACAACAUGGAACCGGUUUUAGUUUCAGCUGAUGUCAAAAAGAUACCUGAACAUGCCCUCAUCUUUGUACCAGUCUUACACGAAGCUCAUUUCUAUUGUGUAUGCUUUAAUUUAAAGGACAUGAAGGUAGAAGUUUUGGACAACAGCGCUAAGGAUGUCUCAAUGCAAGCGAAAUACAAAAAAAGGCCGGAAAAAUUGCGUGAUGCUUUAUCGGUGUACUUGGAAAAAAAUGGGCAUCCGGCGGGCGGGGUGAUCGAUAAGGUUGAGCCGGUACGAUUGGAAAUGCCAUGGCGUACAAAAAAUAAUGUAAUCGAUUGUGGCGUCUUCCUGAUGCGCCAUAUGGAAACAUACAAGGGCGUAUCUGGAAAAGGUUGGGAAUGCGGAUUCUCAAAUGAGUGCACUGAUGCGGGUGAGAUUUCAUACAAGCAAAGCAAAGAGAUUGAUGAUCUCUGGCGUAAGUACAUUACGAAGAUGCUCCUAAGUGAAGGAAACGAGUACAGAGGUUUUGUUAAAGCCGAGGUUGCUAAAUAUAACAAGUUGUCGGCGGAUGAAAAAAAGAGGCUAGAAUCAAAAGCCUAUGACACAAUCCUUGCAAGAUUGGAUAACUAGCUUAAAAUGACAUGUUCUCGAAAAAAAACUUUGUUAGCGGUAGUUUGUUGACGUAUUGUGCACUGAUUUUCUUAAAACCCAGUUAGUUUGUUUUGUUCAGUU